AUGGGUUUCCCUUGUACCUUUAAUGUUUCUAGUACUGGAAGAAGUGGUGGUAUAGUCUUGUCCUGGAAGAAGGAAAUCCAACUCAACAUUAUAUCCUCAAGCAUGAGGGCCAUCUAUGUUACAUCUAUAGACAUUAUUCAUUCCAAAACUUGUCACAUCCACUUCAUGUAUGGUGAACCUAAUAGUAGUUUGAGGCAUGCCUUUUGGGAACAACAAUGUCAAUUGUCCAAUGCCCCUUUAGAUGACCCAGUUUUCUUUGUAGACGAUUUUAAUGCUCUUUUAGGAACUGAUGAUAAGAAUGGUGGUCUGGGGGUUGAUGAUUCUGAUUUCUCAAAUCUUAGAAACUUUUGUUCUGUUUUUAAUUUACAUGAUCCUGGUUUUUCUGGUCCCAGAUUUACUUGGUCUAAUAUGCAACAGGGUCCUGACCUUAUUCUUGAAAGAUUGGAUAGAUGCCUUAUAAAUCAGUCUGCUGGGGAUUUAUGCCCUAAUGUUUGUGUAAAAAAUCUACCUAGAGACUCUUCCGAUCAGUGA
Messenger RNA from Papaver somniferum (opium poppy), 531 nucleotides. RefSeq lists its product as uncharacterized. The record is from RefSeq and is a predicted model, not a curated record. NCBI's taxonomy places the organism in Eukaryota, Viridiplantae, Streptophyta, Magnoliopsida, Ranunculales, Papaveraceae. Bases 1 to 531 code for a protein of 176 amino acids. The transcript has a single exon.